GCGGACCACACCGCACCGGACCGGACCGGACCGCACCGGACCGGACCGGACCGGACCGGACCGGACCGGCCAUGGCCGGCGCUCCGCCCCCCCAGAAACGGUUCUACCGGCAGCGGGCGCACUCCAACCCCAUGGCGGACCACACGCUGCGCUACCCAGUGCGGCCUGAGGACAUGGAUUGGUCUGAGCUGUUCCCCGCUUUCUGCCCUCCACUGACAAAGCAGGAGGAGGAGGGGCGGCCCCCUGCCCGCGUGGAAUUCGCAGACAUCGGCUGUGGCUACGGAGGCCUCUUAGUGGAACUGUCUCCCCUGUUCCCAUCCACACUGAUGCUGGGGCUGGAGAUCAGGGUGAAGGUCUCGGACUACGUCCAGGACCGCAUUCGGGCCCUGCGGGCAGCCUCCGAGGGCGGAUACCAGAACAUCGCCUGUCUGCGCAGCAACGCUAUGAAGCACCUCCCCAACUUCUUCCGAAAAGGACAGCUGACGAAGAUGUUCUUCCUGUUCCCGGACCCUCACUUCAAGCGGACGAAACACAAGUGGCGGAUCAUCAGCCCCACACUGCUGGCAGAGUACGCCUACGUGCUGGCCCUCGGGGCGGGGGGAUCGUCUCGGACAGGGGCUGGUGUACACGGUCACGGACGUGGCGGACUUGCAUUCCUGGAUCUGUACUCACUUUGAGGAACACCCGCUGUUUGAGCGUGUGCCCCUGGAAAUGCUGAGCGACGACCCCAUCGUGAAGAGGCUUGACACCUCGACAGAGGAGGGGAAGAAGGUCGGGCGCACCGGAGGCCAGACGUUUCCAGCCGUGUUCCGGAGGGUCGGGCAGUCCCCGGCCAAAAAGUGACCCUUCACCACCUCCACCAGAGCCUGGACACUCAUCUCCACACCCGGGCUCUGGGAUGGACGCCCCACACCAUGUUGGACGCUGACCUCCCAUUCCACCGAACUAGAGCCGAACACUGACCGGUCCACGGACCUGGGGUCAGCCUCUACCAGCUGCCCCGGCCUCCCCACGGUGAAAACUGCCUCCUUCUGAGCCUGGACAGAGGCCUCCGCUCCCCCGGCAGCUGAGGCAGCUGGGAGACCACCAACUCCCGGGGGAGCAUUGGGACACUCACCCGCGCCCCCCGGAUCCUGGGCUUCCAGCAGAUCGUUCCAUCUUGGUGGCCGGGAGCCACGGCGCCGUCUGCAGUGGAUUAAAACUGUUCCUUCUUCCC
Molecule: messenger RNA, 1216 nt
Organism: Ornithorhynchus anatinus (platypus)
Lineage: Eukaryota; Metazoa; Chordata; Mammalia; Monotremata; Ornithorhynchidae
Gene: METTL1
Product: methyltransferase like 1
Exons: 6
Coding region: 72-677 (201 amino acids)
Biological process (GO): tRNA methylation; RNA (guanine-N7)-methylation
Cellular component (GO): tRNA methyltransferase complex
Molecular function (GO): tRNA (guanine(46)-N7)-methyltransferase activity
Source: RefSeq, a predicted model, not a curated record